AUGGACCGACAACAGCAUCUGCCAGAUACAAGGUGUGACUUGCCGUCACGUCCUACUGGUAUAACUGUCGGUGACACUUCACGACUUGGCUCAGGUGCCUCGAGAGCAAGUAUUAGAGGUGCUUCGUUGUCAUACCAGUCCGAAAAGUUAUCAGAUAUACCUAGACAGCCAGGCCUUGUAGCUCGACACUCUCAGCUGCCCUGUAACCAGCCACACGCGCUUCAAGAUAUAGAUACCACACAGACUGUUUCAUCACAUUCAAGUAGAUACAGAAAAUAUCCAAACCUAAUUGAGAUUUACGUCCCAACCAACCGUGCUAGUGUAAAUACUAAAUUGACCACAGGGUUCUAUGGUGUUUCUGGAACAAAUACAGUCGAUUCCCAGUCUGAUCAAAACAAACCGCAUAAUCGAGGUCCAUCUCAACGCCCCAAGCCUCCCCAAAAAGGUGGUGUGCGUGAAACCCCACCCAAAGAAAACACCGUCUUUGAGCUGGCCAAACUUGACAAUUUUGUUCCAUUUGUGAUUGAUCUCGACAAUGUAGAUUUACCACCUUUACUUAAAAAGUUUUCAUGGACUUUGGCUUCACCAUUCAAGGAGGAAAAGUACCAUCGCUCUGUAUCCAACUCUAUCGGAAAUAAUUAUAGUCCAUCUGCUACAGACAUCAAUAUGAAACAGAUGGGAAAGCGUGGACGUCCAGGUGCUGCCGAAAACGAUUUGAUCAAACGAUUAAAGUCGGCAAAUAAUAGUCUAGAUUCAGCAGAAACGGUUGACCGAAUUCCUCAAAACUCCAGUCGACCGGUAUCACCCAUGUCGAGAAUCAAAGCUACAGUCACAUCUUUUGAAACGUUUCAAAAACCUGAGCAGAGAAAUGCCAUGGAUCUGGAUCCCUUUGAUCUUGAAACGCUCACCAUUUCUCAACAAGUGACUCCCGAGCAGAGGUACUGGUUUUAUGUAGAAAAGGGGGUUCCCAACACUGCAUUGGCUACCAUGGAUCAUGCCACGCUAAAGGGAGUUGAAAGCCGUCUUCCAUAUCAUUUGUUGAUGGCUGAUCACCUUCAAGAAACACGCUGUAAUUUGGUUGAAGAAAUCAAGGAGGUAUAUGCCACAUCAGCCAAACAGUCCAUUGUGGAUUAUAUUCUAUUAGAUCCAUCUGAACAGCAACGGUUACUGAUUCCUCAGUUUUUUGCCAACUACGUGCCUCGGAUUGCGCGUGCUCCAGUUCCUUGGCACGACAGUUUAAUUACAGCCAACACAUAUAUUGAACAGAAUCUAUUCAUCACCAAUCCAGUUAUGAUACAACUUCUUCAAAUCUAUGCUCAGUUUGAAAAGUGCAAAGUAGUGGAUAUGAGUGUGUUUUCCUCGAGCGUUUUGCCCAUGACCACCGCGGAAUUCCAAGGUAUUCUUAAAGCCCAAUGCCAAGCAUUCAGAAGCAAAAUGCUCAAUGAAUGGAUUCCAACAGUAGUCAAUUUAUUUCUACAAAGCAAGGAUAUAUGGUACUCUGUCGCGACUGAUUGUGAAGAUACCGACGUAGGCUUCCGACGCCUUGACAUGUUUUUUAAAUCUGUUACAACACUACUAUCCAAUCAGCUAUGGUCAUUAGUGGAAGCAAGCAUUGUAGAGUUUGAAACAUUUUUCAGUCAGUUUUCUCAAGCCUCGUCUGAUGUCUCUCUGUUUGCUGUUCAUUUGAAUAUCUCUGGAGCUCAAAUUCGGUUUGAUCCACCACUUUCAGACCUUGAAACUGUUGUUGUUACUAUUCUCACAGAGAUUGUUUCUGCUGUGAAAGAAAUCCCUCGUAUUGAAACCAAAUUGUUUACAAGUCUUAGCGGGGAGCAUCUAUAUCUUCCUACUAUUACUUUUGAAGAUGAUCGGAUUGCUGAUGGCCGUUUUUUUCGUCGCAUCGUUGCAAAAAAUACUGUGGGGCCACAAAAACAUCUCAUGAGCUACGAUAAAUACAAGUCUCUUCUUAAUCACAAAGCAGAAAAGCGAAUCGAAGAUUUUUUAAGAGAAAAACAUGAUUUGGAAGAUUAUGAAACAGAAAUCAAAAAGUUGAUUAAACUGAUUGAUGAUAUUUCCGUGUCACCUUCUAUUGCGCGGUUUAGCAUGAUCUUUCUUGAAUGCGAGGCACUCAAAGUCGAAUUAACGUCUAAAGCCAACAUGCUUGUACAAAAGUUGGUUGAUCAGGUGGCUGAGAUGAACAGAAAAGGCAAUCUCUCCAUUUGCGAAUCGUAUGAAAAAAUUUCUGCCAAGGCGAUGAAGGUGCCCAGCGACACCGAGGAGCUAGUCGAGUUGAUAAAAUAUGUUGAAAAUGCCAAAACCAAGGACAUUGUUGCACUAAAAGAGGAAAUACACAAAGGCAAACGACGAUUGGACUUUUUGCUUACAUAUGCAUUUAUGAGUGAGGAAGAUAUCAAGCUUAAUGGAGUGACAUUUACUUGGCCAACACGGAUUCUCCCUAUUUUUGAACUGUCCAAAAAGCGCAUGCUGCAGAAAAAAACCAAGGCACAGGAAGAUUUGAAGUUGAAGAUUGAAGCAACAAACGUAGAUCUGGACGAGUGUUUCGAGAGUGCAACAAAAUUCCAGGACUAUGGUAUAAUGCCAGAACUUCCCGAGUAUAUCAAAAAAAUCAAAAAACUUGAAGUUAAACUCAGCGAACUGCAUGAUGUUAUUGAAAAUAUCAAUGUUGAAGAAGAGUUACUUGAUUGGGAAAAAACUCCUUUUGCUAAACAGCAACAGACCAUUGAUUUUCUUGAUCCGUACAAAAAACUAUGGGAAACUUCGCAUCAAUUCCAAACCGAUUAUGCUCGCUGGAUGAAUGGCAGUUUUCAAAAUAUUCAGGCUGAACAAGUUGAAGAAUCAGUCAACAAUAUGUUUCGCAUCAUGUUUAAACUCACCAAGACUUUUUCAGAUCAACCUGUGCCGAAAAAGGUUGCUGAAAGUGUCAAGAAUAAGUUGGAAAAGUUCAAGGCGCAUUUACCCCUGAUUGUUAUACUACGCAAUCCUGGCUUGUGCGAUCGACAUUGGGAUCAGAUGGCGCAAGUUGUUGGACAGCCCAUUGUGCCAGAUGAUUCAACUUCUUUGAGCAAGAUUUUGGAACUGAAUCUGACACCCUAUUUGACUCAAUUUGAAGCCAUUUCUGAUGGAGCAUCCAAGGAGCAUUCGUUACAAAAAUCGCUUUGCAAAAUGCGCGACGAUUGGGAACCUUUAGUAUUUACCUGCAUCGAUUACAAGGACACUGGAACAAAGAUCUUGUCUGCAUUUGACGAAGUUCAAUCACUGCUGGAUGAUCAGAUUGUCAAAGUACAGACUAUGCGUAGCAGUCCAUUUGCAAGGCCAAUGGAAGAAGAUGUAAAAUCUUGGGAAACCACAUUAAACAACGUGCAGGAUAUCAUUGAUUCAUGGCUUUCCGUACAAGCAACAUGGCUAUACCUUGAGCCCAUUUUCACCAGUGAGGAUAUUAUGGCUGCUAUGCCUGUUGAAGGAAAGAAAUUCAAAACUGUAGAUAGAACAUGGAGGGAUAUUAUGUCAACCACAUCAGAGGAUCCAAAGAUUCUGGCAGUAUCAAAAAUUCCUGGUAUUCUUCAACGUUUAAACGAAAGCAAUUUGUUAUUAGAAGAAAUUCAAAAGGGACUCAAUGAUUAUUUGGAGAAAAAAAGGUUGUUCUUUCCCAGAUUCUUUUUCCUUUCCAACGAUGAGCUAUUGGAAAUUUUGGCAGAAACAAAGGAUCCUUUGCGUGUGCAGCCUCAUUUGAAAAAAUGCUUCGAGGGCAUUAAUAGCCUAGUGUUUCAAGACGGCACCAAGAUCAUUGCCAUGUGCUCGAGUGAAAACGAAAAGGUAAAGCUUAAAGAAGUCAUUGAGCCUGCCAACGCUAAAGGAGCGGUGGAAAAAUGGCUGCUGCAGGUGGAAAAAGUAAUGCAGAUGUCUGUCCAUCAGCAAAUAGUCAACUCACAUAAAGCAUAUAUGGAUACUCCACGUGAAAAAUGGAUUUUGGAAUGGCCGGGACAAGUUGUAAUUUGUGUUAGUCAGAUAUACUGGACAAAAGAAGUUACCGAAGUUUUGCAAAAAAAUAAUAGUGUUGAUGAGCUUGCAAAAUAUCGUAAUAUCUGUACAAAACAGCUUGAAAAUACAGUUUCUCUUGUUCGUGGCGAGCUGUCGCCUAUGGCUCGAAUGACUUUAUCUGCAUUGGUGGUGAUUGAUGUGCAUGCUCGCGAUGUGGUGAAUGAUCUUCAUAAUGCGCAAGUAUCAAGCGAAGGAGACUUUGAAUGGCUUUCGCAGCUGAGAUACUACUGGGAGCAAGACGAUGUCAAUGUUCGAAUGAUCAAUGCAACCAUCAAAUAUGGAUACGAAUAUCUUGGAAACUGUCCCCGACUAGUAAUCACACCUUUGACUGAUCGUUGCUAUAGAACUCUCAUUGGUGCGCUAGAUCUCAAUCUUGGUGGUGCACCAGAGGGCCCUGCUGGUACAGGCAAAACAGAAUCCGUCAAAGAUCUGGCAAAAGCUAUUGCCAAAGCAUGCGUUGUAUUUAAUUGUUCAGAUGGUCUAGAUUAUAUUGCCAUGGGCAAAUUUUUCAAAGGUCUUGCUUCGUCUGGAGCAUGGGCUUGUUUUGACGAAUUCAAUCGUAUUGAUUUAGAAGUACUGUCUGUUGUUGCCCAACAAAUCUUAACUAUCCAAUGCGCUGUGGUGGCCAAAAUGGAAAAGUUUGUGUUUGAAGGCACUACAAUUUCAUUAAAUCGUGGUUGUUCUGUAUUCAUUACUAUGAAUCCAGGAUAUGCCGGUCGCUCUGAAUUGCCUGAUAAUCUCAAGGCACUAUUUAGACCAGUAGCAAUGAUGGUUCCUGAUUACGCCCUAAUUGCUGAAAUUUCUCUCUACUCGUUUGGGUUUGUCGAGGCUCGCACUUUAGCUCGCAAGAUUGUUGCGACAUACAAACUCUGCUCUGAACAGCUUUCCUCUCAGGACCAUUACGAUUAUGGUAUGCGUGCUGUCAAGGCAGUGCUUACAGCAGCAGGAAAUUUAAAACUCAAAUAUCCUGACGAAGAUGAGCACAUUAUCAUGCUGCGAUCCAUCAACGACGUCAACUUGCCCAAAUUUCUUACGCAAGAUAUUCCACUUUUUAAAGCUAUUUCUGCAGACCUGUUUCCUAAAGUUGUUUUGCCUACACCCGACUAUCGCAGUCUUAUAAUUAGUAUCCACGAACAUAUGAAAAAGUCAAACCUUCAGGCAGUUGACUCUGCAUUAGAAAAAAUUAUCCAAAUGUAUGAGAUGAUGUGCAUUCGCCACGGCUACAUGCUGGUCGGUAUGCCGUGGUCAGGAAAAACAACAUCAUACCGCGUUCUUGCAGCAGCGCUUUCAGAUAUAUUUGAACGUACACUCAGUGAAAAUCGUGUCGAGUACAAGGUCAUCAACCCUAAAUCAAUUACCAUGGGACAACUAUAUGGCCAAUUUGAUCCAGUCACACACGAGUGGACCGAUGGUGUACUGGCCAAUACAUUCAGAGCAUUUGCUCAACAAGAGACAACCGAACGCAAAUGGAUUAUUUUUGAUGGACCAGUCGAUGCUAUUUGGAUUGAAAACAUGAAUACUGUAUUGGACGAUAACAAAAAAUUGUGUUUGACAAGUGGUGAGAUUAUGUCCAUGUCCAACAGUAUGAGUAUUCAGUUUGAGGUUUCUGAUCUUGCUGUGGCCUCGCCUGCCACUGUGUCUCGUUGCGGUAUGAUUUAUAUGGAGCCCGAUGCGCUUGGAUGGCGUCCGAUUAUGCAGUCUUGGCUCAAUUCUCUGCCAGAGGGUAUCAAACCUGAUCAAAAAAGUAUGCUUUCCAGCCUGUUUGAGUGGAUAGUUCCUGCAUGUGUGAGCUUCACAACUACUCAAUGUCGCGAAGUCGUUGGUACGUCAAGUAUUAAUAUGGCUGUUACGCUCAUGAACCUUAUGAGUUGUCAAUUGGACGAUUUUUCUGGCGAACCUAAAGAGUUGGAAGACGUUCCUAUCAAUGUUCAAACUGUAUGGAUCACAUCCUAUUUUUUGUUUGCAUGUGUUUGGUCUUUAGGAGGCACGCUAGAUGCCCAGUCUCGUCAGAAAAUCAAUAUAUUCUUUAGAGAGUUGACUGCUGGUGCCAACAAAAAUUACCCACCGCCAGAAAAGUUUAAAUUCGACAAACUCAUACCCGACUCGGCCACUAUAUACGACUAUGUGUUUGAAAAAGACAGGAAACUGGGCGGUGUGUGGAAAUUGUGGACAGACACCAUAGACUCUUUUGAGAUACCAGCAAAACAGAAAUUCAACAACAUUACCAUUCCUACGGUUGAUACUGCUCGCUACAGCUAUUUGCUAGACUUGCUUCUCAAGCACAAUAAGCAAUGUUUGCUUGUGGGUCCAACCGGUACGGGAAAAAGCGUUUACAUCAACAACAAACUGUUCAAUGGAUUGCCCAAGGAUAAGUAUUUGCCAGUGUUUAUUAAUUUUUCUGCACAAACUUCUGCAAAUCAAACUCAGGAUAUUGUUUUGAGUAAACUGGACAAAAGACGCCGUGGUGUGUAUGGCCCACCUCAUGGGUUCAAGAGCGUAAUUUUUGUCGACGAUCUCAAUAUGCCUGCUCGCGAAAAGUAUGGGGCACAGCCUCCUAUUGAGUUAUUGCGACAGUGGAUGGAUCACGGUCAGUGGUAUGAUAUCAAAGACACUAGUCCACUCCAGCUAGUUGAUAUUCAGUUUGUUGCUGCAAUGGGUCCACCUGGUGGAGGGCGAAACCCAGUUACUUCCAGAUUCCUGCGCCAUUUCAAUAUACUAUCUAUUGUAGAGUUUGAUGAUGUUACGAUGAAGCAUAUAUUUUCUUCGAUUGUGGACUGGCAUUUUACAUCAAACAAAUUUUCUGCUUCUAUCUCUGCCAUGAAAUCCUCUCUAAUCUCUGCCAUUCUAGAUAUAUAUCAAGGUGCGAUUGCAAGCCUCUUGCCCACACCAACCAAGUCGCAUUACGUAUUUAAUCUACGUGAUUUUGCUCGUGUAGUACAAGGGUUGCUUCUAGCCACGCCAGAGAAAUUUACUGAAACGCCCAAGAUGAUUCGACUUUGGUGUCACGAAGUAUACAGAGUAUUUUACGAUCGAUUGGUCGAUGACACUGAUCGAGAAUGGUUUUUCAACAGCGUCAAAGAAAUUUCAACCCGAAACUUUAAUAUCCGUUUUAAUGAUGUGUUUGGUCAUUUGAGCUCAAACCAGAGCGAUGUAAUUGAGGACGACGAUAUUCGCAGUCUUAUGUUUGGUGACUACAUGUUUCCAGAUGCAGCAGUAUGCAUAUACGAUGAGGUUUCUAAUGUCAUCAAAGCUUCGGAUAUUAUUAAAGUUCGACUGGACGAAUACAACCAAAUGUCUAAAGCUCCCAUGAACUUGGUGAUUUUUAGAUUUGCCAUUGAGCACGUGUCACGCAUCAGUCGUAUUCUCAAGCAACCUAGUGGCCAUGCGCUUCUGGUCGGUGUUGGUGGUAGUGGUAGACAAUCACUUACUCGUCUUGCAGCAUUUAUGUCCGAUUACAUAUUGUUCCAAGUUGAGAUUUCCAAGUCAUAUGGCAAAAACGAGUGGCGAGACGAUCUAAAGCGAUUUUUGAUCAAAGCAGGCGCAGAUGGAAAACAGUGUGUUUUCUUGUUUAGCGAUACUCAGCUUAAACAAGAAUCCUUUUUGGAAGAUAUCAACAAUAUGUUAAAUACGGGCGAAGUUCCCAAUAUUUUCCCUAUGGACGAAAAGGCUGCAGUGAUUGAGCGUGUGAGAGAUACGCUUGCAAAGGAUAACUCCAAGAUUGACACAUCACCUGUUGGACUAUACAACUCGUUCAUUUCAAAGUGUAAAGAAAAUUUGCAUAUUGUACUAUGCAUGAGUCCAAUUGGUGAUGCUUUUCGAAAUCGAUUACGCAUGUUUCCCAGUCUGGUCAACUGCUGCACAAUCGAUUGGUUUCAGGUAUGGCCCGAGGAUGCGUUGGAAAUUGUAGCUACCAAAUUUCUAGAAGAUGUGGAAUUGUCUGAUCAAGUGCGCAAAAGUGUUGUAACCAUGUGCAAGCGAUUCCAUACUGAUACACGAGUACUUAGUGGCAAAUUCUACGAUGCACUGCGUCGUCAUAACUAUGUUACCCCAACUUCAUAUCUAGAACUUAUUCAGACUUACAAGCAGUUAUUAACAAACAACCGCACAAAAGUUGAUUCGCAAAGAAUACGAUAUGAAGUGGGAUUGGAUCAAUUGGCUAGUGCCGCUGCCCAGGUUGGCACCAUGCAAAUCGAGCUAAACAGCCUCCAACCCGAACUAAUCAAUACUCAAAAAGAAACUGAUAAGAUUAUGGAAGUUAUUCAACGUGAAAGUGUCGAGGUUGAAAAGAAGCGAGAACUGGUUAAAAUUGACGAGGAGGUGGCAAACCAAAUGGCUGGAGAAGCCAAAGCCAUGAAGGAUGAAUGCGAGGCUGAUCUUGCAGAAGCCAUUCCCGCCUUGGACGCUGCAUUGGAAGCGCUUGACACAUUGAAGCCACAAGAUAUCACAAUGGUCAAGUCUAUGAAGAAUCCUCCUGGAGCAGUUAAACUGGUUAUGGAAGCAAUCUGCAUAAUGAAGGGACUCAAGCCUGCGAGAGUCAAAGACACGGCUGGAAGUGGUAAAAUGGUUGACAAUUAUUGGGGUCCUGCACAAAAAAUGCUGAGUGACUCGCAUUUUUUACAAGGCCUGCGAUCCUACGACAAGGAUAAUAUUGAUCCAAAAAUAAUCGAGCGUAUUAGAAAAACAUACAUUCCCAAUCCCGAUUUUGAUCCCAACAUUGUCAAGAAUUCAUCAUCAGCAGCAGAAGGAUUGUGUAAAUGGGUAUGUGCUCUUGACAAGUACGAGGUUGUUGCUAAGGUUGUUGCUCCAAAAAAGGAAGCUCUUGCCAAAGCCGAAGCAGAGUUAUCUGUUGAAAUGGCCAAAUUGAAUGCCAAGCGAGCGGAACUGCAUGAAGUUGAAGAAAAAAUGGCCAAACUUGAAAGUGGAUUCAAGGAAAUGACUGAUAAAAAGGCAGAUCUGGAGCAUCAAGUGGAUAUGGUUGGAAAAAAACUUGUACGCGCUGAAAAGCUUAUUGGCGGGCUUGGUGGAGAAAAGGACCGUUGGAGUGAGGCUGCACAAUCGCUGUCUAUUACCUAUACCAACUUGACUGGUGACGUGUUGCUUGCAUCUGCCGUCAUUGCUUAUUUGGGUGCAUUUACUCUAGGCUACCGUAACUCCAUACUUACAGAAUGGAACAAGAUGUGUAUUGCACAAAAUAUUCCUUGCUCAUCAGCAUUUUCGCUAACAUCCACAUUGGGAGACUCGAUUCAAAUUCGCACAUGGAGUUUAGCUGGACUCCCUAAUGACUCGUUUUCGUGUGAUAAUGCAAUUAUUUCUACCAAAGCACGCCGAUGGCCUUUGUUCAUUGAUCCACAAGGUCAGGCAAACAAAUGGAUCAAGAACAUGGAGAAACAAAAUCAACUGAUUGUCAUCAAACUUUCCGAUUCUGACUAUGUGCGCAGUUUAGAAAAUGCUAUUCAGUUUGGCACACCCGUGUUAUUAGAGAAUAUUGGCGAGGAAGUUGAUUCUGUGCUAGAGCCGCUUUUAACCAAGCAGAUUUUUAAGCAAAGUGGUGUAAUGUGUAUUCGACUUGGAGAAGCUAUUGUUGAAUAUUCUUCAGAUUUUCGAUUUUACAUCACCACCAAAUUACGGAAUCCACAUUACCUUCCCGAACUGAGUACCAAAGUUACCACAGUGAAUUUUAUGAUCACGCCUGAUGGGCUAGAAGAUCAACUUUUGGGAAUUGUUACUGCGAAAGAACGUCCUGAACUUGCCGAAGAAAAAAGCAAACUUGUGAUUGCAUCUGCCAAUAAUAAGCGACAGCUAAAGGAAAUUGAAGAUAAAAUUUUGGCAAUUCUCAGUACUAGCCAGGGCAAUCUUUUGGAGGACGAAUCAGCAAUCACAGCGCUAACAAGCUCAAAGAUUCUAUCAGACGAUAUUGCACAAAAACAGCAAAUCUCAGAUGUGACUGAAAAGCAGAUUGAUAUUACUCGCCAGGGAUACAGACCUAUAGCAUUCCACUCUUCGAUACUGUUUUUUGUUAUUGCAGAGCUGACCAAUAUUGAACCCAUGUACCAAUACUCUUUAGGAUGGUUCAUUAAUUUAUUUUUACAGUCUAUUUCAGAUUCAGAAAAAUCAGAUACUUUAUCCAAUCGUUUGGAUAAUCUCAGGUCGCAUUUUACGUAUUCAUUGUAUUGCAAUGUUUGUCGAUCUUUGUUUAAAAAGGACAAGCUACUUUUUUCGUUUAUUCUUUGUGUCGGUAUUUUACGAGGAGCUGGUAAGAUUGAUCCUGACGAGUGGCUGUUUUUGCUUACUGGAGGACUAUUAUUAGACGGGAAAAUGCCGCCAAAACCAUCUCCUGACUGGCUGAGCGAAAAGGCUUGGUCUGAAUCGGUUCGUGUUUCAGUUAUACCAGCUUUCAAGGAGUUUUUUACCGAUUUAAAAAAUAAUUUGCCCGCAUGGGGAGAGAUCUACAACUCCACCGAGCCGUAUAUGAUGGAUUUGCCAUUGCCUUGGAACAAUAAUCUCAACUCUUUUCAAAAACUAUUGGUAAUGCGUAUUAUUCGGCCAGAUAAACUUGUUCCUGCUGUCAUGGAGUUUGUGAAAUCCAAUAUGGGACAGCAGUUUGUUGAACCACCACCGUUUGAUCUUAAUGCAAGCUAUAGUGACUCGAAUAGCUGUGCUCCACUUAUAUUUAUUCUUUCCCCUGGUGCCGAUCCUAUGGCAGGAUUACUCCGAUUUGCUGAGAGCAAAGGAUUUGGUGCUAAUAAACUCAACGCAAUUUCACUGGGUCAGGGUCAAGGUCCUGUAGCUGCUGGAAUGAUCCGUCAAGCAAUCAAAGCAGGAACAUGGGUGAUACUUCAAAAUUGUCAUUUGGCUGUAUCUUGGCUACCUACGCUAGAAAAGAUCUGUGAGGAGCUUGUUUCAGACACGACAAAUCCCGAAUUUAGACUAUGGCUUACAUCCUAUCCAACUGAAAAAUUCCCUGUUACCUUGCUUCAAAAUGGAGUCAAAAUGACCAACGAACCACCAGCAGGAUUGCGAGCAAACUUGUUGCGAAGCUACACAUCUGAUCCAAUUUCAGAUGAAAAUUUCAGUAAUAAUGUAGUUGCAGGUAGCCGUAUUGCUUGGGAAAAGAUGCUAUUUGGUCUAUGUUUUUUCCAUGCGUUAGUUCAAGAACGUCGUAAUUUUGGCCCACUGGGAUGGAAUAUUGCAUAUGAAUUCAACGAAUCCGACUUGAGAAUCAGCAUCCGACAACUUCAAAAAUUCCUCAACGAUUAUGAAGAAGUGCCUUGGAAAGCACUGGCUUAUUUGGCCGGAGAGUGCAACUAUGGUGGUCGUGUUACAGAUGAUCGAGAUCGACGCACUCUCAUGUCUUUACUAUCGAUUGUAUACACACCAGAAAUACUCGACGACGAUUACAAGCUAUCUGCCUCAUCUGCCUACUACGCGCCUCCUCAUGGAUCAUAUGAUUCUUAUAUUCAAUAUAUAAAGUCAUUACCUGCUAUCCAAAGUCCAGAAGUGUUUGGCAUGAAUGAGAAUGCGGAUAUCGCAAAAGAUUUGACCGAAACCAACCUUCUUAUUUCGUCCAUUGUACUGACACAAGGCGGUGGCGGAGUAGGUGGGGGCGGAAAAAGCCAAGAUGAACUGACGGCAGAUAUUGCAUCAGGCAUUCUAUCUUCAUUGCUACCAGAUUUUGAUGUUUCUCUUGCAAAAAAGCACUACCCGGUCAAAUAUGAAGAAAGUAUGAACACUGUUCUUAUUCAAGAACUGGUUAGAUACAAUCGUUUAUUACAGGCUGUGCGUGAGUCACUUCAAAAUGUCCUUAAGGCUCUCAAAGGUCUUGUUGUCAUGUCCAAAGAACUUGAAGAGGUGGCAACAAGUCUUACACUGGGCAAAAUUCCCGAAUUAUGGGCAGGAAAGUCGUAUCCGUCACUUAAGCCAUUGGGUGCAUAUAUUCAAGAUUUUGUUACUAGAUUACAGUUUUUCCAAACAUGGAUUGAGCAAUCUACUCCACCUGUGUUUUGGAUAUCUGGGUUCUAUUUCACACAAUCUUUUUUGACUGGUAUCUUGCAGAAUUACGCGCGAAAAUAUGCUAUCCCUAUUGAUCUACUCGUACUUUCUUUCGAUGUGAUGAAAGAAGAUAGUUAUGCACAUCCGCCUCAAGAUGGUGUGUAUGUUCGUGGAUUUUAUCUGGAGGGAAGCAGAUGGGAUCGUACAACAAAUCUUUUGGGCGACCAACUUCCUCGACAACUUACAGAUGCCAUGCCCAUUGUCAGAAUGACACCUUGUCAGUCAGAUUCUGAAGAGCUAUUGCAUGCCAAAGAAAAAUACUACGACUGCCCAGUAUACAAAACAAGUUUACGUCGCGGCACACUUUCGACAACGGGCCACAGUACAAACUAUGUUAUGAGUAUGCUGCUUGCCACUGAUAAAAUUAAGCGUUACUGGAUAAACAGAGGUGUUGCUGCAGUGUUACAAUUGAGCGACUCUUGACGAUUAUGAAUAAUAAACCACUGAUUUUGCCGUAAUGGUUAUGUGAUCAAAUACCAUUUGAACUGAAUAGAAAAAUAAAAAUUGGAUAGAUUU
Molecule: messenger RNA, 12621 nt
Organism: Batrachochytrium dendrobatidis JAM81
Lineage: Eukaryota; Fungi; Chytridiomycota; Chytridiomycetes; Rhizophydiales
Exons: 6
Coding region: 1-12528 (4175 amino acids)
Biological process (GO): microtubule-based movement
Cellular component (GO): dynein complex
Molecular function (GO): ATP hydrolysis activity; minus-end-directed microtubule motor activity; ATP binding
Source: RefSeq, a predicted model, not a curated record